Lepus europaeus (European hare) is the source of this 1424-nucleotide messenger RNA. It is a transcript of the gene GCLM, whose product is annotated as glutamate-cysteine ligase modifier subunit. Gene Ontology annotation, biological process: glutathione biosynthetic process. The record is from RefSeq and is a predicted model, not a curated record. The transcript has 7 exons. Gene Ontology annotation, cellular component: glutamate-cysteine ligase complex. Gene Ontology annotation, molecular function: enzyme regulator activity; glutamate-cysteine ligase catalytic subunit binding. NCBI's taxonomy places the organism in Eukaryota, Metazoa, Chordata, Mammalia, Lagomorpha, Leporidae. Bases 70 to 894 code for a protein of 274 amino acids.
CGGACGCCGCGUCUGCGCCCAGCCGCUCGCGGCCCCGUCGCCGCUCGGCCCCCUCGGGCGACCGCUACCAUGGGCACGGACAGCCGCGCGGCCGGGGCGCUCCUGGCGCGGGCCCGCACCCUGCACCUGCAGACCGGGAACCUGCUCAACUGGGGCCGCCUGCGGAAGAAGUGCCCGUCCACGCACAGCGAGGAGCUUCGAGACUGUAUCCAGAAGACCUUGAACGAGUGGAGUUCCCAAAUCAGCCCAGAGUUGGUGAGGGAGUUUCCAGAUGUCUUGGAAUGCACAGUAUCUCAUGCAGUAGAGAAGAUAAAUCCCGACGAAAGAGAAGAAAUGAAAGUUUCUGCAAAACUGUUCAUUGUUGGAUCAAACUCUUCAUCAUCAACUAGAAGUGCAGUUGACAUGGCCUGUUCCGUCCUCGGGGUGGCACAGCUGGAUUCCGUGAUCAUUGCUUCACCUCCUAUUGAAGAUGGAGUUAAUCUCUCCUUGGAACAUUUACAGCCUUACUGGGAGGAAUUAGAAAGCCUAGUACGAAGCAAAAAGAUUGUUGCCAUAGGGACCUCUGAUCUGGACAGAACACAGUUGGAGCAGCUCUAUCAGUGGGCACAGGUGAAACCAAACAGUAACCAAGUUAACCUUGCAUCCUGCUGUGUGAUGCCACCUGAUCUGACUGCAUUUGCUAAACAAUUUGAUAUACAGCUGUUGACUCAUAAUGAUCCAAAAGAACUACUUUCUGAAGCAAGUUUCCAAGAGGCUCUUCGGGAAAGCAUCCCUGACAUCCAAGCACACGAGUGGGUGCCACUGUGGCUAUUGCGCUAUUCGGUCAUUGUGAAAAGUAGAGGAAUUAUCAAAUCCAAAGGCUACAUUUUACAAGCUAAAAGGAGGGGUUCUUAACUAUGACUUGGGAUCAUAACCCACUAACCUGGCUUUUCCUUGAAUAUAAGAUAAAAUUGAGAUGUGCAAAGAUCUGGUUACUGCCUCUACAGUGUCAUUGAGGCAGAUCUUCAGUUGUUUGACAGUAUGUUCUCUGUCAUGUUUUGAAUACUUCUCUUGCCUCCACAUCAGUCCACUCACAUGAACCACUGUAUUGUUUUCAUUAAACUAUUGUUUUCUUACUGAAAUUGCCUAUAAAGAAAAUACUUGCAAUAUAUAUUUUCCUUUAUUUUUAUGACUAAUAGAAUCAAGAAAAUUUGUUGUUAGAUAUAUUUUGGCCUAGGCAUCAGGGUAAUGUAUAUACAUAUUUUUUAUUUCCAAAGUAAUUCAUUGCUUCUUACUCUGUUGUAUAACUAAGCAAUUUAAUUACAGUUGUUAAAAUGAAAUACUAAAAGAUAUUUUUCCUGUCAUUGAUAAAAUAAUUAUAUCUCAGAGUAACUGGAGUAGCUGGGAUCUACUAGUAGUGUAAAUAAAAUUCAUUCUUCAAUACA